Glycine soja is the source of this 2518-nucleotide messenger RNA. RefSeq names its product aspartic proteinase CDR1-like. The record is from RefSeq and is a predicted model, not a curated record. Gene Ontology annotation, biological process: proteolysis. The transcript has 12 exons. Gene Ontology annotation, molecular function: aspartic-type endopeptidase activity. The coding region runs from base 156 to 2060 and encodes 634 amino acids. Lineage: Eukaryota; Viridiplantae; Streptophyta; Magnoliopsida; Fabales; Fabaceae.
UUACACAGAACGCUGAAUUCAUUUCCCUCCUUUCUCCAAUUAACAGACUCUCCACCAUCCUUUCCUUUUUCUCUCUUUCUUUUGAUCCGUUAUCGCAGGAAGGAACAACCAUAACUCGGAUCCCGACUCGUUCUUCGAGCCCGAGUCACCAACUCAUGGCGCGGGCACUCACGCACCACCUAUCACUAAUCCUAAUCCUCAUCGUCGCCGUCGCCGGCGACGCCAAUCUCCUCCGAAACCGCCACCACGGCUCUCGCCCUGCCAUGCUCCUUCCCCUGUACCUCUCCGCACCGAAUUCCUCCACGUCAGCGCUCGAUCCCCGUCGCCAGCUCACCGGAUCCGAGUCUAAACGCCACCCUAACGCGCGCAUGAGGCUCCACGACGAUCUCCUCCUCAACGGGUAUUACACGACGCGGCUUUGGAUCGGGACUCCUCCGCAGAUGUUUGCGCUCAUUGUUGAUACGGGGAGCACUGUUACGUAUGUUCCGUGCUCCACAUGCGAACAAUGUGGCAGGCACCAGGAUCCAAAGUUUCAGCCGGAAUCUUCAAGCACCUAUCAACCUGUCAAAUGUACAAUUGAUUGCAACUGUGACAGUGACAGGAUGCAGUGUGUGUAUGAGAGACAAUAUGCUGAAAUGAGUACAAGCAGUGGUGUUCUUGGUGAGGAUCUCAUAUCCUUUGGAAAUCAGAGUGAGCUUGCUCCGCAGCGUGCUGUUUUUGGCUGUGAAAAUGUUGAGACUGGUGAUCUUUAUAGUCAGCAUGCCGAUGGCAUCAUGGGUUUGGGCCGCGGUGAUCUUAGUAUCAUGGAUCAACUUGUUGACAAAAAUGUAAUUAGUGAUUCAUUCUCACUAUGCUAUGGUGGAAUGGAUGUUGGUGGGGGUGCAAUGGUUCUCGGUGGCAUAUCUCCCCCAUCAGACAUGGCUUUUGCAUAUUCAGAUCCUGUUCGUAGUCCAUAUUACAAUAUUGAUUUGAAGGAGAUACACGUUGCUGGGAAGCGACUGCCUCUAAACGCAAAUGUUUUUGAUGGAAAACAUGGGACUGUCUUGGAUAGUGGUACAACUUAUGCUUACCUACCAGAAGCAGCAUUUCUUGCAUUUAAAGAUGCUAUUGUGAAGGAACUUCAAUCUCUCAAGAAAAUCAGUGGUCCAGAUCCAAAUUAUAAUGAUAUAUGUUUUUCUGGUGCUGGAAUUGAUGUCUCUCAACUCUCUAAAAGUUUUCCAGUGGUUGACAUGGUAUUUGAAAAUGGUCAGAAGUACACACUGUCACCUGAAAACUACAUGUUUCGGCAUUCAAAAGUGCGAGGUGCAUACUGUCUGGGAGUUUUUCAAAAUGGAAAUGACCAAACUACUCUGUUAGGAGGUAUCAUUGUCCGAAACACUCUUGUAGUGUAUGAUCGUGAGCAGACAAAAAUUGGUUUCUGGAAAACAAACUGUGCUGAGUUAUGGGAAAGAUUACAGAUAUCUGUUGCCCCACCACCAUUACCUCCAAAUUCUGGAGUAAGAAAUUCAAGUGAAGCAUUAGAGCCAUCAGUUGCUCCAUCUGUGUCACAGCAUAAUGCUCGGCCAGGUGAACUCAAAAUUGUGCAAAUAACAAUGGUAAUUUCCUUUAACAUCAGUUAUGUGGAUAUGAAGCCUCACAUUAAAGAAUUGGCUGGACUCUUUGCUCAUGGGUUAAAUGUUAAUACUUCCCAGGUUCACUUACUGAAUUUUACGUCUACUGGAAAUGAUUCGCUCAGUAAAUGGGCCAUAACCCCAAAACCAGAUUCUCAUUACAUUUCUAACACUACUGCAAUGAAUAUAAUUGCCCGGCUUGCUGAACAUCGCAUCCAACUUCCUGGCACCUUUGGAAAUUAUAAGUUGAUUGAUUGGAGUGUCGAGCCUCCAUCAAAGAAUUGGUGGCAGCAACACUUCUUGGUCGUGAGUUUAGCUAUUUUGAUCACAUUGCUUCUAGGAUUGUCGAUAUUAGGAACGUUCUUAAUUUGGAAAAAAAGACAGCAAAGCUCGCAUUCAUACAAGCCAGUGGAUGUGGUUGUUCCAGAGCAAGAACUUCAGCCAUUAUGAGCUAAGGUCAUGCUACUGCUUCUUUAAUAUCUUACUUGAUAGUGUCAGUAGCAUAUUCAACUAUUAUCAAGAGAGCAAUUUAUGCAAACCAUAGUCACUCAACUGAUCAAGUUUUUUGUUUCAAAGAAAUCAGGCUGUCACGAUAUCCAGUGAUCAUUGAACCCUGAUAGAGGUACAUAAAGAUUUCUCUAGAUAUGUUAUCUAUCAUCUGUAAGCGCAAUUUUGUUUGUGAAAUGUGAAUAUUGUAAUAUACAGGUGAAUCAAAGGGUGGCAGCAUUAGAUUGAAAUACAAUUUCAUAUAUUGUAAUUUUUACAUUUCAUUUCAGUUGUGGCUUAUUACCGCGUUAUGUUCUUAUUCUGUUUCGACGACUCUUUACAAUAGGGAAUAAUGUCUGAGGAAUUAAUCAAUCUACUUCGUUCCUUAUUUUCCUCACAAGUUUCAAGUGAGAAUAAUGCUA